AUGGCGUUCAAUGGAGAACUCUUUGACAUAUUUUCAUGGCUGCCAGCGAAGAGCUUGUACAGAUUAUCGUCAGUUUGCAAAUCAUCCAAGGAACUGCUGUCUGAUGACUUUUUCAUUCGAAAACAGUUCAAGAACAUGCAGUUGGUCUCGGACAGGGAUUUCUUUAUCUAUCCUGAUAUCUUCCAGAGGUACAGGAUUGGCAACCUGGAGUUCCACGCAUUAUCCUCCAAGAAUUCCAACAGCAGCCUGCCUCUUGAAUCCCUGAAUUUCUUGGCAAACCAUGGCAAUAUCAUCGCUUCCAGCAACGGUCUGCUUUGCUGCAGAAACAUCGGUGAUGACGAAAACCCGUUGUUUCUUUUCAAUCCGACAACUUGGAGCUAUUUGCCUAUCCCCUUGCCAGAUGAGAGAUCAACUUUUCGUCUUUUAAACAUCGUUUUUGUGUGUGAAAAAGACGAAGACAGCAAAGACGAUUUCUUAUUGCUGACACUAUUUAGCCCUGACGAGUGGGGUGAGAAAUUCCAUUCCAAGAUUUACUCUCCUGAAGAAAGAACUUGGAGGGAUGGAGGGAGAGUCGAUGUUGGCCAAAGAGAUAUGAAUUUCGAGCAUAUGGUCAAGCAGAACGGAGUGGUUUACAUGGUUUCCAAUUGCUUCAACUAUUUUGCAAAGGGAAGCAGGUUCUUCUGGCCUUAUAUUGUGGCUUAUGACAUCAAGAAUUCCAAUUCAAGAUUCUUGAAAAUACCAAAAGGUGCAAGAAAAGGAGUUUGGGACUCCAUGCUACGCAUAUUCAAGUGGGGUAAUCAUCCCAACAACUCUGAAUUUAACUCAAUAUGUUUGGUUAAAUUGUUGAAGAAUACUUUCACUGUAUGGGUGUUGGUACGUACAAGGUCUUCAUAUUACUGGAAGCGGGUUUUCAGAAUGCGAGUAAAAGCCAUGGCAUUGGCACUAUCUAAAAUUGACCAUCUUAGGGUGGAAGGUUUUGCCGUUUUCAAUGGGAGUUUUCUGAUAUUUGCAACUGAACGAAAGGUUUAUAGUUUCAAUCUUAUAGAUGGGGAAGAAGCCGAAGAAGUUUGUGGGCAUCAAUUUGGAAACUAUGUUCGUUUCGCAUCGUUCUCCAGUACUCUUCGUCCAUGCGGACCUGGUGCAAUAACAUUGCCAUUGCAUGCCUGA
Messenger RNA from Sesamum indicum (sesame), 1167 nucleotides. RefSeq names its product F-box protein At5g49610-like. Gene Ontology annotation, molecular function: protein binding. The record is from RefSeq and is a predicted model, not a curated record. Lineage: Eukaryota; Viridiplantae; Streptophyta; Magnoliopsida; Lamiales; Pedaliaceae.